CAAAAUCAAGAAUUUUACUCAGAAUGGGGUGAAACCCCACGAUUCUUUGGUACUCUGAAAAGAUGGAUCCGUAACAUUUUUAAUCGAGGGAAUAAUAGGGCUAAAUUAAAUAAAUUAACAUCAAGUGUUAAUGUGGACAUUACAAAUAGGCUUGAGAAGAAAAAAGGUAAUGUUUAUAGGGAAAGUGAAACAAUGGAAGAUAGUGGAGUUGGGGCUUCUAGUGUGUGUGAAACUGAAAUAUCUUUUCCUGAUAUACAUUCUCAUGUUUUAAAUUGGGACGAAUAUAUAUUGUAA
Molecule: messenger RNA, 294 nt
Organism: Racocetra persica
Lineage: Eukaryota; Fungi; Glomeromycota; Glomeromycetes; Diversisporales; Gigasporaceae
Source: the annotation of a GenBank genome assembly